Molecule: messenger RNA, 717 nt
Organism: Anopheles marshallii
Lineage: Eukaryota; Metazoa; Arthropoda; Insecta; Diptera; Culicidae
Gene: Use1
Product: vesicle transport protein USE1
Exons: 5
Coding region: 1-717 (238 amino acids)
Biological process (GO): retrograde vesicle-mediated transport, Golgi to endoplasmic reticulum
Cellular component (GO): SNARE complex; endoplasmic reticulum
Molecular function (GO): SNAP receptor activity
Source: RefSeq, a predicted model, not a curated record
AUGGCAUCGAAGUUGGAAAUAAAUAUCCGCAGUUUGAUUGCACAGUGCGAAGAGAUUGUGGCCGUAGACAAACAGGACUGGCGCUUGAAAAAGUACAUUCGAUCGUUGGACAUCAUGAUUCAAGAGCUGGGCGAACAGCCGAACCCACCGGAAGAUAAUUUGGUAGAAGUGUACCGAGCACAAUACAUCGUAUUGAAGCAGGCGUGCGGCUAUGUUGAACCUUCGGCGGAAGAGAAAGAACGGCUCCGGAGCAAAUCACGAGCAACCGAACCGAUUGGGGACGAAGUAAUGCGCGAGGUUCGACAAUUUCAAAAGCAGUCGUUCGAAAAGGAACUUCGUAGCGAACUAUUUAAUGGAAACUUUUCGACGAUACGAAGACGCGCUGGCCAGAAGGUAGCGGAAAACCUGGAACAGACGGUCAAGCAAUACUCAACCGAACAAGAGAAGCUUGCGGAAGAUAUGUUGCGGUUAACAAGAAAUUUGAAGGAACAGACAGAAACCGCCAACAAGAUUCUGAAGAAAGACACUGAGAUUGUAUCCAAAUCAUCCAAGCUAACUGACCAAAAUACAUCUUCGCUUACGACGGAGUCAUCCAAGCUGCAGGAAAACUCCAAGAAGGCGUGUAAAUGUUGGAUGUGGCUGAUGAUAGUAUUCGUUAUAGUGACAUUCAUAUUUAUGGUAAUGUUUAUGAAAAUAAUGAAAAAGAGAGUGUACUAG